Kwoniella botswanensis is the source of this 765-nucleotide messenger RNA. RefSeq lists its product as uncharacterized. Gene Ontology annotation, biological process: mRNA splicing, via spliceosome; maintenance of RNA location. The coding region runs from base 1 to 765 and encodes 254 amino acids. NCBI's taxonomy places the organism in Eukaryota, Fungi, Basidiomycota, Tremellomycetes, Tremellales, Cryptococcaceae. Gene Ontology annotation, molecular function: protein binding; mRNA binding. The transcript is spliced from 7 exons. Gene Ontology annotation, cellular component: nucleus. The record is from RefSeq and is a predicted model, not a curated record.
AUGUCAGAAUCCCCCGAAAGGCGUCAUUACAGACGAGAUUCCCGCUCACCCCGACGUAGAGAGUACGUAUCGAAGGGAGCAGGUAGGUCAUCGUCCAGAAGGAGAUCACCAGGUCCAUCGAAACCUUACGAUAGAAGACCGAGGGAUAAUGGGUAUGGAGAUAGGAAUAGGGUGAGGGAUAAUGAGAGUAAGAAAGGCUAUAGUGAGAAGGAUAGGGAGAAGGAAAGAGCAGUGGAUAGGAAGAGAUAUGAUGGGGAUGUGAAGAGGGAGGACCCAGACGCACCCACGGUCGAACCUGAAAAACCAAACUUUGGUAAUUCAGGUUUACUUGCCAAGGAGACGAAUACGAUCAAAGGUGUAGAAGUGAAAUACAACGAACCUCCAGAAGCUAGGAAACCAACAAAGAAUUGGAGACUUUACGUUUUCAAAGGUUCCGAGCAGGUCGAUCUUAUACAUAUAUAUAGACAGUCAUGCUACCUUAUAGGGAGAGAUACAGUGGUCACCGACAUACCCAUUGCUCACCCUUCUUGUUCUAAACAACAUUCUGCUAUACAGUACCGUCAGAUAUCGGAGAAGAAUGAAUACGGUGAUGUGACGACGACAGUCAAACCUUUCAUCAUUGAUCUGGAAUCUACAAAUGGGACGUACGUCAAUGACGUGGAAAUACCAAAGUCAAGGUAUUACGAACUGCGUGGUAGUGAUGUGAUCAAAUUCGGUACCAGUUCAAGAGAAUAUGUCUUAUUGGCAGAGGAUGCCUCAGCAUAA